UGCUUUGCAGGGCAUUUUUUGAAAAGUGGGUCAAAUGUCUUGAACAGCUGGGAGUAACUGGUCCAUCUGACUGGACCACAGAAACACAAAUACAAUGAGAGAAAACCUACUUCAGGUAUUUUGCUUACUUGGAGUUGCCUUGGGGUUUGGCAUUGGGUUUCUGCUGAGGGCUACAACUCUUGUAACUGAAGAAUUGAAAGAGUGGAUCAAAGUACCAGGGGAAAUGCUUAUCAACAUGCUUAAGAUGUUUGCUGUAUCCCUCAUUGUGACAAGCGUGGUUGCAGGAGUAACUGGAUUAAACACCAGAGUGUCCAGGAAAACAGCUAUCAUCACAGGGACCUUCGUCUGUGGCUCUACCUCAAUAGCCGUAAUUCUCGGAAUGUUUCUGGCUCUCACAAUCAAGCCUGGUGUGUUAGAACAUGACUUACGCAAUGACGAAGGGGGUGUGUCAACCUUUGUCUUGCAUGUGAUCUUGCAGGAUCUUAUAAG
Poecilia latipinna (sailfin molly) is the source of this 489-nucleotide messenger RNA. RefSeq names its product excitatory amino acid transporter 3-like. The annotation marks the transcript as partial. Gene Ontology annotation, molecular function: glutamate:sodium symporter activity; L-glutamate transmembrane transporter activity; neutral L-amino acid transmembrane transporter activity. Gene Ontology annotation, biological process: L-glutamate transmembrane transport. Lineage: Eukaryota; Metazoa; Chordata; Actinopteri; Cyprinodontiformes; Poeciliidae. Gene Ontology annotation, cellular component: plasma membrane. The transcript is spliced from 4 exons. The record is from RefSeq and is a predicted model, not a curated record.